Molecule: messenger RNA, 1131 nt
Organism: Drosophila rhopaloa
Lineage: Eukaryota; Metazoa; Arthropoda; Insecta; Diptera; Drosophilidae
Gene: Or23a
Product: odorant receptor 23a
Exons: 2
Coding region: 1-1131 (376 amino acids)
Biological process (GO): sensory perception of smell; detection of chemical stimulus involved in sensory perception of smell
Cellular component (GO): plasma membrane
Molecular function (GO): olfactory receptor activity; odorant binding
Source: RefSeq, a predicted model, not a curated record
AUGAAGCGCAGCAAGACACCAAGGAACGAAUACUUCCGAUACCAGGUGCUCCUCUGGCGAAUCGUUGGAGCCUUGGAUAUCAGCGAGGGGAACUACUGGAGUUGGGCGAUGCUGUUGAACUUCUUUGUUUAUUUUUCAACGGUCCUGCUGAUAAUGUCGCUGUUCAGCUACGAAAAUCCGAUAGAUAACUUCAGCCUUACGAUCAUUUCGUUUGCGACGCUCGUAAGGUUAUUGCUGUACGCGGCCCAACUCACCAAACUGGUCGAGAUCGAGGAGCUAAUUGGCCAACUGGAUGGCCGAGUUUCUGGGAAUGAUGAGGUAGUCCACCAUCAAAAGAUGACCAAGCACAUGGAUAGGAUGUCCAAGCUGUUCCUGGGAUUAUACGUUUCCGUCACUGUGAACAUAGGGAUUUCGUUUCUUUUGAAGAAUGAGAGGAGUUUGCCAUUGCCCAUGCGGGUUCCCUUCGACUGGGAAAACUCGAUGGCAGCUUAUGUUUGGUCGUUGUUUUUAGAAGAAAUUGCCAUAUUCUUUCAAGUCAUGGGAAAUUUUGCUGGGGACUCCUUUCCACCCGUAGCACUGGGCCUUGUUUCCGAGCAAUGUCAGUUGCUGAGCCUGCGCAUCUCAAACCUCGGAUAUGGUUCGAAAACCCUUAAGGAAAAUGAGGAGGACCUAGUGAACUGCAUCGAUGACCAGAACACACUCUACAGCUUAUUACGGGUGAUCCACAGCUUAAUUUCCUAUCCCAUGCUGGUACUGAUAUUUGUGAAUGGCAUAAAUAUUGCGAUUGCCGGUUGUGCCCUAGUUUUCUAUGUGGAAACCUUGGCGCAACGCGUUUACUACGUGUGUUUUCUGCUGGCCUUCGCCAUGCAGACAUAUCCGCUGUGCUAUUAUGGCACCAUGGUGAAGGAGAACUUCGCGGAGCUCCACUAUGCGAUCUUUUGCAGCAACUGGGUGGAUCAGAGCGCCGUCUUUCGAAGGAACAUGCUGAUCCUGGCGGAGAGGACCAAGCGGGAGCAGCGCCUCUUCGCCGGCGACCUGCUUCCCAUCCACUUGAGCACCUUCAUGGCCUGCUGGAAGGGAGCCUAUUCCUUCUUCACCCUGAUGGCCGACAGAAAUGCUCGGAGCUCUUAG